AUGGACGACGCCAAGCGAGCGGCCGACGUCUGCGCCGAGAUCCGCGCCCGCGUGCUCGCCGGUCCCGACGGCCACGAGGCCAAGCUGCUGCUGCUUGCCAGCCUCUUGCACCGCCAUGGCCUCAUCUCCAGCAUAGGCAAGUCGCUGCUCAAAGAGCUCCUCUUCCAGCACGACGUCCGGGGACGGCAGCUCGUCGAUGCGAUUGUGGCCGAAGAAGUCUCGGGCAACGCAGAACCUGCGUGGCGCACGCGCACCCGCAAGCUCAUCGACAUUGAGACGUUCAAGCUCUUUGACUCUCUGUAUCUCGACUGCCCGCUCGAGAAAGGCAAGGACAUCUCACGCAAGGACCGCGAAGAGCAGGAGCUCCUGCAUGAAAAGUCGCUUGUCUACGGCGAGGUCGACUACCAUGCGUUCCUCGACGUCCUCUCCCGCGUGCCCAUCCGCCCUGGCGACACCUUUUACGAUCUUGGCAGCGGUACCGGCCGCGCCGUCUUCCUCGCGCGCCUCAACUUUGAUUUCGCCAAGUGCGUUGGCAUCGAGCUCCUCCAAGGCCUCCACGAGGCGGCGGCCGAAAUCUGCCGCAACUACACCGAGUUUGUCCAGCCCACGAUCUCGACAACGUCGCCGCAGCUCGCGGUGGCCUUCUUCCACAGCUCGUUCCUGGACCUCGACUGGUCGCACGCAGACGUGUGCUUUGCCAACUCGACUUGCUUUGACGCGUUGCUGCUGCAACGCAUGUCGGCGCAGGCCGAGCGGCUUCGUCCCGGCGCCUACUUGAUCACGUUCACAAAGCCGCUCGACUCGACGGCCUUUGACAUCAUCUUCAAGCAGCGCUACAGCAUGAGCUGGGGGCCCGCGACCGUCUACCUCCACCAGCGCCUCUAA
Saprolegnia diclina VS20 is the source of this 885-nucleotide messenger RNA. RefSeq lists its product as hypothetical. NCBI's taxonomy places the organism in Eukaryota, Oomycota, Saprolegniomycetes, Saprolegniales, Saprolegniaceae. Gene Ontology annotation, molecular function: histone H3K79 methyltransferase activity. Gene Ontology annotation, biological process: regulation of cell cycle. The record is from RefSeq and is a predicted model, not a curated record. The coding region runs from base 1 to 885 and encodes 294 amino acids. The transcript has 5 exons.